AUGACUGACGAGCCUGCAAAGGGCAACCGCACAGAACCAACCAUCCGCAUCGACUUCUCUUCAGUAACUGACCUUACCUAUCCUUCUCUCCCACUCGACCUGUCCCUUGACUCCUUACUCGCCCAUUCUGCAACCCCUACUCCGUCCUCUGUCCCUAUCAUGCCUAAGUCCGAGACCGACACGUCAUCCCUUGCAGAGAGUUGGGCUUCGCUUGCAGGCACUGAAUUCUCACAUGAAGAUGACAUCCACUCAGAGCACACAGAUGUCGGCUCGCUCCUUGAUGUCCACAGCUCAGAUGAUGUCCAUAGUGUCGUAGAUGCUGAACACCAAGAGGACCCCGAGGAGAGCUCUGAAGAAGAUGACCAUGGAGCAGAUAUCACAAGUUCCCAACAAUCAUUGCCAUUAAGUCCAUGGGAUCGAUCUGGACUCCACAUCGAUCACUCUACUUCCAACCUCGGAGCUUCCCUCACUGAGGCGGGGCCACCAGGUUCCCAUGCCACAUUGUCUAUGGACUAUCAUGCAGAAACCCCUUUCAAUGAGCAUGAGAACACAGCACUACGUCGACAUCUCCAAUGCACCGACAAUGCGGAACGAUACUCAGGAGUCACCCGUAUGGGCUUGUUGGCCCAAGGAGUGGACCUCAAUACCCUUGACUAUUUCAAGGUUGUACUACUUGGCAGAAGCAUUGAGCAGUUUCGGCCAGAAAUUCAAAGAAAGCUGGGUGAUGUUCUAGUCUCGCAAGGAGGCUCAAGCCAAUGCAGCUCUCGCGGAUCUGUCACCAGAUUCCACCUUGUUCCGAAUACUUUUGGCCCCGGAGCGGAACCUGAUUUUGCAGAUCUCGUUGCUAUUGACAAGCAGAUCGAUUUCGAUUGCUACGACCAGGUGGACGAAAUGGCGUCUAGCUACAGCAGAACAAACUUACAUCUGAGGAAUAGAAGCACCUCAUCGGAAUUCGUGUCGAUGUGGAACGGGCGAAACUUCGUUGUAAAUCAAUCACGGUGGAUAUCUCCAGAUCUCGCCAUCAUCUGUGUCGAGUUGGAUAGCACUGGAAAACUAGACCACUGCAGCCACAACAUGAUCAAGUUCACAGAACGGCACCAGAUCCCAAGGAUUGUCAUCCGCAUGGAUCGUGGAUGGGCUGGUAAUUAUGGUAGUAUUCAAGAAGAAGGCGAUCUCCUUCACUCCAUCAAGGCAGGAUCUGAGCAGCCGCCACUCAUCCUUCAGAGCACACUCAAUUUCCCUGUGGACAUAGCAACCUUUCUCAACCUUGAGUCUGCUCUACUCAACAAGCAUAUCGCUUUCAUCGUCGCACGAGCACAUGCACUUGCCUCUAGAAUUGCUCCCGACUUCACACUCUGCCCUAAUGAUAGAAGCGAAGAGAAAGCCAGUCAGCCCUUGGGAAGGAUCACAAGCUUCUUCUGGAGCGGAUACUCCCUUCCCAUCGUUAUCUUUUCACUGGCAAUCAUAUUGACCUACAUGGUUGGUCUAUUGUUUAGCAUUUUCCUUUCACGACCAGCCCGCUCUCCGUCAGGCCUGUCCGCCCUCACCACUCAAAUGCCUGACAACUUGCCUACAGCGGCAAUCAGGUCCACGCCUUCUACACUACAAACUAUACAGACAUCAUUGCCAAGCACCACGCAACAGUCGCUUGCGGCUCUGGCCCGAGAUGACGAAGCCUGGCAACAAAAGCUGGCAAGGGCCUCGGUGAGUCGUAAUAAGAUGGCAAGAGAUCCAGAGGCCCAUUUCCAGGUUGGCAUUGCGAGUCCUAGCCAGCUAAUGGUGAAACUACCAAAGAUAGCCACCACAAGCAAGAGGCGUUCGGUUUUGAAUGCUAGCCUUAAACGUGGAGUAGAAAUCCUUCCCGUCAUAAUACAGGAGCUGUUCGAUGGAGUUUUCAUUGUAACCCUUGAGCCUCGGGACAGCUAUGGAGAUAUCGAGGUCUCAUUGACAAUGUCUAACCCCCCAAUCACAGAGACGUUGACCUUGUCAUUUGGAGGUCGGUCCCUUCAAAGUUAUGACAAGUUGAGGAUAGCCCUCAAUUUUGUCAACGGCUAUGCACGAGAGCUUGUUGCGCGUUUGUCACGACAAGUCACCGAAGCAAAAGAUAUCCCUGCUCACAAAAUCGUCAAUGACCUCAACGACAUUGGCAUGGCUGUGAACGCCCAGCUUCGGGAGAUACGGGCGAAGGUAUCAGCAGCUGGUUUGCUGCAUGAUGACAUGCAGCUGGGCUUUCGAUCUUGGGUUGUACAUCACCUCAAAAUGGCUGGGGCGGAAAUUGUAGUAGUUUCACGGAAUAGACUUGAGCAGGGACAGCGAGUCUUGAAGGAACUCUUGGCUAGUUUUACAAUUGCACGGCCGACAGUACUGGAUCGAUUGCAACAGAUAAGCAGUGCUGAAAUCAAGCAGCAGAUACACACCAGCGUUGUGGUCGACGGGCUUGCCUCUGCACAAGGGAGGGCUCAGUACGUGGUCUCGCGAGCGGCGAACCGACUGAGGCGGCUCAAAGCGAGUCUCGAAACUCGUGGUUGA
Messenger RNA from Exophiala aquamarina CBS 119918, 2529 nucleotides. RefSeq lists its product as uncharacterized. NCBI's taxonomy places the organism in Eukaryota, Fungi, Ascomycota, Eurotiomycetes, Chaetothyriales, Herpotrichiellaceae. Bases 1 to 2529 code for a protein of 842 amino acids. The record is from RefSeq and is a predicted model, not a curated record. The transcript has a single exon.